Messenger RNA from Talaromyces proteolyticus, 2094 nucleotides. Its product is annotated as CTLH/CRA C-terminal to lish motif domain-containing protein. Gene Ontology annotation, molecular function: protein binding. The record is from RefSeq and is a predicted model, not a curated record. The transcript is spliced from 6 exons. Gene Ontology annotation, cellular component: cytoplasm. Bases 1 to 2094 code for a protein of 697 amino acids. Lineage: Eukaryota; Fungi; Ascomycota; Eurotiomycetes; Eurotiales; Trichocomaceae. Gene Ontology annotation, biological process: cell surface receptor signaling pathway; cytoskeleton organization.
AUGCCCGUUCCCAGCCGUUCAGGUGGAGCUCUACCGGAAGCCCACGCCAUCGGUAGUAUUAGUAGUAGUAGUAUCUCCACUGCCACCAGCACUGCUGCUGCUACGAACAUCUCCAUCUCAUCGGUCCCUCGACGCUCUUCCUACGCUUCUGUUGUCUCAUCUCCUCAACAAUUACACCAACUGCAUCAACCACUACACCCCGCCUCUACUCUCGAUUUGACCUCGCACUCGCGCCAGUACCAGCCCGGAAAUACUAAUCCUCCCGUCCUCCCGAGCUCUUUGCCCUCACUCCCACCCGACUCGCUCUCACCACAUAUCCUGCCCAUCCCAGCCCGCCAUACAGAUGCAGACAUGCAGGUGAGCCACGGCGCCACGAGCGCUGGCUGGAGGAGGUCGGCCGUGCUCCCUCCCUACUCCCGGCAGUUCGCAAACAUCCCCGAGUACGCCGCGGGCUAUCCAGCCACCACCUCGUUGCCCGCCUCGCCCGACCCCUCCUUCUUCGUCCCCUCGUACCUUCGCAAUUCCAGAUACAUCGCGCGUUUGGAGUCUGCCCAGCGAGCCAAACAGCUCGCCGCCCAGCGAGAAUCCUCCUCCAACGCCCCGUCUCUGUCCGCCUCUUCGAGCCAUGUCAACCUGCACCGCAUGGCGCCCUCGCACCGGGGCAUGACCUAUGACCUAGUCGAAAAGGACCUCGCCACUGACGACAAACCACAGCCUCUCCCGUCGCGCUGGAAUGAUGCUGAUAAGCAUCAUGGUCUCGACUUGCUGAAUGAUGGCUUGGAGAUGCGAUAUAUCGGCCUGCCGCACAAGGCAGACCAUGAAGCUGCUUCAGUGCGGGCCGACCAUUCGAUGCCUCGCGAUGGGGGAUAUACUAUUACGAAACGACCCGUCAUUGCGAUCGGUUUCUCGUCCUCGCGCUCGUCCCUGGAGCGUCUCCCCGGCUGGGACAGCGAGUCGUGGGCGUACCACGGCGAUGACGGCAAGGCCUUCGUUGGGGAAUCCCAAGGCCAGGGCCGUCCGUUUGGUCCCACGUUUGCGGUUAAUGAUACCAUCGGUUGUGGAGUUGCAUUCAAUAAUCUUCAGACCUCCAGCCACGUUAGCUUUUAUCCCUCCGUUGGUAUUAAGAGGCACCCUCAUAUGCAUAUAAUAACUAAUUUCGGCCAACAACCAUUCAUGUUUGAUAUUGACGAUAUGGUGAAAAAAGAGAAGGCUACUUUAUAUUCGCAGGUGGCGGAAACGAGCACCGCCAACCUUCAACCUCCGCUAGACGAAACUACUCUACUCCAAGAGCUUGUGGCUCAAUUUCUGGCCCAGGAUGGCUACUAUGAGACUGCUCGAGCUUUUGCGGAGGAGGUUCGCCAGGAGUCGGAGUCGCUUGAAAACGGACAGGCUCGACUGUUGUGUGCGUAUGAGCAGGAGGAAGAUCUGGAUGCAACGAAUCGGCAAAGUGUAGAAAUCCGUGCGGCGAUCCUGGAAGGUGAUAUCGACAAAGCUUUGAAGCACACAAACGCAUAUUUCUCUGAAGUCUUACAAGACAACCCUCACAUCCUUUUCAAACUCCGCUGUCGAAAAUUUCUAGAAAUGAUGUGCAGAUGCAGCGACCUAUCUAGCACAGCUUUGAAACGAGGGAAGUCGUCGAAUGGAGUUGCCUACAAUAACGAAUUGUUUGAACAGGACAUGGAACUCGACGACCACAUGCAUGAUGGCUAUUCAGAUGCAGACGGCAUGGACACGGAGGAGAUCGACUCGACACUCAAAUUCCAGGAGCUCCUCACCGAGGCCGUUCAAUACGGCCAACAGCUGCGAAUGGAUUAUCCGUCGGACGGGCAUGGGGGGGAUAAGCAGUAUCUUGACGAUAUUUUCUCCCUUAUGGCAUACUCCGAUCCGCGGUCCUCUGUCCACGGCCAUUACCUAGAUGCAUCCGGGCGUGUGUCGGUUGCCGACGAGCUGAACUCAGCUAUAUUAGUAUCCCUCGGCAAGUCCUCGUCCGCAGCGAUAGAAACUCUGUACUCCCAAACCGAGGUUUUGGUCAACAAUCUUAGCGAAGACGGCGGCGUCGGGGCGUUUAUUAAUAUCCGCGGUGAUUUUCUGUGA